CCGCAUGGAUAGAGCGAGGGGAACGCCUCCAGGAAAAGAAAUUAAAUGCACACACACAGAGGCACCCAGGGACGGCCGAUUUGAAAAUAUUCCCGAGAAAGCAAUUUGCGCUCAUGCGGCACAGCGUCGUAUGAAAGGGGCCGCCCGAAGAGCUGCCCGGCACAGGUUUAUUUUGUUGUAGUGUUUUCUUCCACCCCCCAGCUCUCUACCCAGUGGAAUGAUACCCAGAGCAAGUUUUUUGAGACAGGAAGUGAGGAAUGUUUUCACUAUGAGUGAUCUGAGAAGAAGGUGGGUUAGCCGAGAUAGCAGCUGUUUCGGACAAGAGGAGCACAGAAAGUCAGAUCCCGAGGAAUACAGAUGAGAUGGCUCCGGCAGAGCAAGUCUGGGAGCGCUGGGGUUUUUUUUCGGCURCACGUAUGUGAGAGGAGACCGGUGUGUUUGGAUCGCGGUGCAAGGACUCCAGUGGAUGUCUCUUCUUGUGUCUUGGUGGAAAACUUGCUUGGCUUUAAUGGAUACUGCUGCUGCUGGUUGAUCUCUGGAGACUUUACAGCUCCUUACCUUCUGAGAGGAGAUAACUUAUUGUCCCCUCUCAAGGUCUCAGUGCUGGUAGCUCUUCAUCACUGACCAUCUCUGGGGAAAAAAGAAGAUGCCUCUACCUUUUGGGUUAAAAUUGAAACGAACUCGACGUUACACAGUAUCCAGCAAGAGCUGCUUGGUGGCUCGCAUCCAGCUGCUCAACAAUGAAUUUGUGGAGUUCACGCUGUCGGUGGAAAGCACGGGCCAGGAAAGUCUGGAAGCAGUGGCUCAGAGGCUUGAAUUGCGGGAGAUUACAUAUUUCAGUCUCUGGUAUUAUAAUAAGCAGAAUCAGCGCAGAUGGGUAGAUUUGGACAAGCCUCUGAAAAAGCAGCUGGACAAAUAUGCCUUGGAGCCAACUGUGUAUUUUGGAGUAGUGUUCUAUGUGCCUACUGUUUCUCAGCUUCAGCAGGAGAUUACCAGGUAUCAGUAUUACUUGCAAUUAAAGAAAGAUAUCUUGGAGGGCAACAUUCCUUGCACACUGGAACAAGCAAUACAUCUGGCUGGUCUGGCAGUUCAAGCGGAUUUUGGAGACUAUGAUCAGUAUGAAUCUCAGGAGUUUCUACAAAGAUUUGCUUUGUUUCCAGUGGGUUGGCUACAAGAAGAAAAAAUAUUGGAAGAAGCAACACAGAAAGUUGCCUUGCUACAUCAGAAGUACAGAGGCCUUACUCCACCUGAUGCGGAAAUGUUAUAUAUGCAGGAAGUGGAAAGAAUGGAGGGCUAUGGGGAAGAGACCUAUCCUGCAAAGGACAGCCAAGGAAGUGACAUAUUCAUUGGAGCAUGUCUUGAUGGUAUCUUUGUGAAACACAAAAAUGGUCGUCCUCCUGUUGUAUUUAGGUGGCAUGAUAUUGCCAACAUGUCCCACAAUAAAUCCUUUUUUGCAUUAGAGUUGGCAAACAAAGAGGAGACAAUUCAGUUCCAAACUGAAGAUAUGGAAACAGCAAAAUAUGUGUGGAGGAUGUGUGUGGCUAGACACAAAUUUUACAGACUAAAUAAAUGCAGCCUAGACUCCUUGGACUCUCCACCUGAGGAGGGCUCUCAGAAAUCUUCCCUCAUUCUUUCUCUUCCACGCUUUCCAAUCCUAUCUCGUCCUUCACUUCCCAAAGGACAAACCCAGCCCGUUACAGUGAAUCCUGUUAGAAGACGGUCUUCAUCCAGGAUGUCCAUGCCCAAGCCUCAGCCUUAUAUGAUGCCUCCACCACCUCAGCUGCAUUACAAUGGUCAUUAUACUGAACCAUAUGCAUCUUCCCAAGAUAACCUCUUUGUGAGCAGUCAGAAUGGAUACUACUGUCACUCUCAGACUAGCUUGGACAGAGCCCCUCACGACUACAGCGGUCGGAUCCGCAAUGGGAGUGUCUAUAGUGCACACAGCACAAACUCCUUGAACAACCCCCAGCAUUACCUGCAGCCAUCCCCCAUGUCCUCCAACCCAAGCAUCACUGGGAGUGAUGUGCUCAGAACUGAUUAUGUGCCAUCACACAGGCACAGUGCACUCAUACCACCAUCUUAUCGUCCCACGCCGGACUAUGAGACUGUGAUGAGACAGCUCAACAGGGGAAUGGUGCACACGGAUAGGCAGAGUCACUCGAUGAGAAAUCUUAACAUCAGCAACUCCUAUGCUUACAGCAGGCCUGAUGCCUUAGUCUACAGUCAGCCUGAAAUUCGAGAACAUGCUCACUUUGCUGCCCCACAGUCUAACCAUUAUCCCUUUAACCUCAACUACAGCUUCCAUAGCCAAUCCCCCUAUCCCUACCCUGCUGAGAAGCGCCCAGUUGUCGGGGCAGUCAGUGUGCCAGAGUUGACAAAUGUGCAGCUCCAGGCCCAGGAUUAUCCAGCACCAAAUAUAAUGAAGACUCAAGUCUAUCGACCACCUCCUCCCUACCCGUACCCAAGGCCUGCAAACAGUACUCCAGACCUUUCUCGACACAUCUACAUCAGCAGCAGCAAUCCAGAUCUCAUCACAAGGAGAGUGCACCAUUCUGUCCAGACAUUUCAGGAAGACAGCCUGCCUGUGGCACAUUCUCUUCAGGAGGUCAGUGAACCUCUGACGUCGGCACGCCACGCUCAGCUGCAGAAAAGGAACAGUAUUGAAAUAGCAGGCUUGACUCCCAGCUUUGAAGGAAUAAGAAUUAAAGAGAGGACCAUGUCAGCUUCUGCAGCAGAUGUGGCUCUUCCAAGAGUUAUCUCYGAAGGGUCACAGCCCAACAUUCUGAUGGAGAGAGCGAAGCAAAAGGAAGGUGAGCAAGAAGAAUGUGUGAACUGUGAUCACAAGAAAACCCUUUCAGAUGCCACUAUGCUGAUUCACAGUAGUGAGGAAGAAGAAGAAUUUGAAGAAGAAAACAAGGCCAGUACAAGUCUUUCUCCUCUCCCUGAAGAUCAAACUCAACUUUCAUCUGUUAUGGGAGGUUAUUCUCAUGAUUCAGUACUAAACUACCCUUACAGUUCUGUUGCUUCCUCUGCUGGCCCUUUGCAUAUUCUUGAGCCUAAAUUACAUAUUACAGAGGCAGAAAAGAGAAUGAAAGAUUUGAGCCCUGUUCAUUUGCUAGUAGAAAGUCAGGUACAGAGAAGAGGGGAAGGACUCCUCACUCCAUCUAUGUCGGAAUCUGAUCUUACAACAUCAGGGAGAUACAGAGUAAGGAAAGAUUCAGUAAAGAAGAGACCUGUGUCUGAUCUUUUGUCUGGGAAGAAGAAUAUUGUGGAAGGCCUUCCCCCUCUAGGUGGUAUGAAAAAGAAUAAAAAUGAUGCCAAAAAAAUGGGGCCUCUGAAGCUAGCUGCACUGAAUGGACUGGCAUUGACGAGAAUGCCUCUGCCAGAUGAGGGGAAGGAAGAAUCAACAAGAGCAACAAACGAUGAACGAUGUAAAGUUCUGGAGCAGCGUUUGGAGCAGGGGAUGGUGUUCACUGAAUACGAGCGCAUUCAGAAGAAAAGGCUGAGAGAUGGGGAGUGCUCCAUAGCUCGGCUGCCCGAAAAUGCCGAGAGAAACCGCUUCCAGGACGUCCUUCCUUACGAUGAUACCAGAGUAGAGCUGGUCCCAACCAAAGAAAAUAACACGGGUUACAUCAAUGCAUCUCAUAUCAAGAUCUCUGUUGGUGGCAUAGACUGGGAUUACAUUGCCACGCAAGGCCCUUUGCAGAAUACAUGUCAGGAUUUCUGGCAGAUGAUCUGGGAACAAGGGAUUGCGAUCAUAGCCAUGGUGACGGCAGAGGAAGAAAGUGGGAGAGAAAAAAGCUUCAGAUACUGGCCACGUCUUGGUUCGAGACACAACACUGUGACCUAUGGAAGAUUUAAGAUUACCACGCGAUUCCGUACCGACUCAGGCUGCUAUGCAACUACAGGUUUGAAGAUCAAACAUCUUCUCACAGGACAGGAGAGAACGGUUUGGCAUUUGCAGUACACUGACUGGCCAGAGCAUGGCUGUCCAGAAGAUUUAAAGGGAUUUUUAUCAUACUUGGAAGAGAUCCAGUCGGUGCGGCGCCACACCAACAGCACAGCAGAGCCUAAAAGCUCGAAUCCCCCCGUGCUGGUGCACUGCAGUGCAGGUGUGGGGCGGACAGGAGUGGUCAUACUGUCYGAGAUCAUGAUUGCCUGCUUGGAGCACAAUGAGAUGCUGGACAUCCCACGAGUGCUCGAUAUGUUGAGGCAGCAGAGGAUGAUGAUGGUGCAGACUCUUUCACAGUACACUUUUGUUUAUGGAGUUCUCAUUCAGUUUCUCAAAAGUUCUAGACUUAUCUAAUCCCUGCCACUUCCUAAGGGACACUGCAAGAGUUUACAGCAAGAAAAUCACAGUUGUCCAGCCAGAGCUGCUCUCUCACUGGUGUUUUCUUCAUGUGAUGAAUCACAGUUACCCUUUAGGGCUGCCAUGUGACUGUUCAAUGCCACUCAGCAUAACAGUCCCUGCAAAGCAGGAUCUUCACUGGACUGAAUUCUUCCCAUGUUCAGCCACAGUCAUCACAUUAAGGAAUGAUUUUGCUUGUACUGGUCUGUAGUACUUGCACACGUUCUUUAGAGUGAUGUUACUCUGAGCAAAAUAAGUAUCUUGUGGAAUGGAGGUAUACAGCACAAUUUUGUUAACAUUUUGUUUUGAAACAGAGUUGUUGACUGUGCAAAAGCUAAAAUCUGUAGGUGCACAUGGGSUGAGAAACCUGCCCCUUGUGAAUGUCAAGGUCUUACGCAGUUUCAUUCUGCUUUCAAUUUUAUAUUUAGAACAAUACAUCUAUAUUUUUUAAAAUGAACUUUUGGUAUCCUCUGGUUUAUUUAGCAAAAUUAGCAGCUCUUAGAUAUUUUAAGCUGUUGCUGUAAGGACAGUUAUUUUUAUAUUCAGGAUUUUUAAAUUAAAAAAACAAACAAACCRGAACACCAUGACAGAAAAAUUUUUAAGCAGAGCAAUAUUUUUGGAGGAGAAGACAGACCAUGUUUGAACCAACUUUUCAAAAAUCAUGCAGAAAGUCCUAGGGAAGCUCUUGGUAGUUAGUUGUAGUGCCGUGUAAUAGCACAGACAAGUGAAAGMUAAUGGUAACUUGAUAACUUUCAGUGGAGAGGUGGCAUGUUUACCUGCAACAGGCAGGGGAAAAAUAUUGUAAUUAUCUACAGGUUAUUGGAAACAAAUGGAUGAGAGAAAGUACAUAUUCAGUAUUAUUCAUAUGUUUAGAGGACAGUUUGAUUUUACUGGCUGAAAUCAAAGUGGAUGCAAAUGUUUUAAGCACUUUUUUUUCUGCUCUGUUAUUUAUGUAGUUAAAUAUAGAGACUAUAAUCAUGCAUUGUUUCAUUUGGUAAUAUACUAUUACUAACCUGCUGUUUUAGGAAGAGCUUUUUAAGUUGAUGUAGUGAGAGAACCAAAAUGGGAGUAGGAAGGUGCAGARGGGUGAAGUGGAAAUGAUUGUAUGAAGUGUAAUGGAGGGGGUGUGGCAGCUAUGAUUGCUGGUUUACACUGUGCAAAGAUGACCAUAAAAAAAAAUUAAUGUUCUCAGCCAAGAAAGCCAUUAAAGUGCUGGAAGUUUCUGUAGAACCCUCCAGAUUAUUUUGUUAGUGCUGUGCAGCAUUGCAGUGAAGAACAUUUGAGAGCACUUGCAGAAGAAGAGCCCUUAGAGGAAACGCUGGAGAUGUGGGUGAUUUAGCAGCUCUGUAGGUGGCUGAGUCAGUGGCAUGGACCUGAAGGAGGCAGGUACAGCCCUCACAGUUUCCCUUUUGUCCCAUGGUCAAAUGAUGAUAUCCCUAAAUAAUCCUCUGUGGUUUUCAGAUGGGGACAGUGUGGUUUUAGCUGCCUUUCCAAGUGUUUUGGGAUGCUGAAAAUUGAUGUUCUGAAUUGAGCUAUAGUUCUUAGAUAUCUGGUUCAAUUAAAAAAAAAAAAAUCCUGUAGCAGACCUGUCUGCAGGAAUGGUUAGGUGUUCAUUUCCCUUGAUACCUGCUUAGCAAAAUAAAAUGAAACUAAAAGUCAGAUUUAUUAGUGCUAACAUUGYUAUUUUUCUGAGCUCUAACAAGGGUUUGGAAACUAUGGAAACCCCUUCAAAACAAUAAUUCUGUCCCAAAACAUUARGAUUAACAAAUAGGUUGCCUCAGUUUCCUCUGUAAUAAGCUACUUCCACAAAGUUAAACACAUGGUCCAAAAGACAUUGUGCUAAUAUGUCAUUUUAUACACAAUAUAUUACUUUAAGGUACAUGGUUUUGAUAUGGUGCUUUCAGGUCUGCUUGGAAGGAGUCUGAUUUGUUUUACUCACAUUACAAGUUAGAUUGAACAUUUCAGACAAUGGAAAAUAAAUGUUGUUCUUAUAUAAAAUGCCUAGGAAUUAUUAAUUGCCAAAUAUAAAACUGGAAUUCCAGAGGAAACCAGUUGCUGAAGACUGAUUCUUUAUAUAUAAAUCUUGCAAACAAACCAAUCUGACAUGUUUGUGUUGACAGAAGUAUUGAAAGAAACAAACAUACUUAGCUAUUUGUGUCAUAGUGUGUUUUAAAAACAUAAUUAAUUUUUGCCACAGUGCACUUCUAUCUGCAGAAACCUUUUUGAAAGGGAGGGCAGGCUUUAAAAUGUAGCUUGUACCUUAUCMAUUUCUAAACUUUGCACUGUGAUCUUCAUAAACUGAUAGAUGCAGUUUUAAAGACAUGAUGGACAACCAAAACUUCAAGCAACARUUUUCAGCUGUUCAGCAGUUUCUGGGACAUCAGCGGCGAGGCAUUAAAAGGAGCAAUUAUAACAAGCAAUUUAAUCCAGUACUUAUGGGAUUAUCUGAGGUGGGUAAGGAAAUGUGUGUCUUUUAGCUUAUUUUUUUGKUUUGCUAAAAGAAGUUUUGUUCACUUUUAGAGGUGGCUGUGCUCAAAUUUGGUAGUCAGUCUUGAUUUUUUUUUUUUAUUUUUAGUGUAACAGUGCUACCUCCUCCCCUUCAGCUCCCAGUUCUGUCCAUCAGCAGUCUGUUUUUGCAUUAAUAGACUUGACCUUAAUAGUCUUGACUUUAUGUGACUUUCUACUGAAGAUUGUAGGAUUGCUUUAGUAUGUAAGCAUAUGGCUCUGAGUGAGCAUUGAAAACGAGCAGUUUCUCUUCUAAAGAUACCAAAYGAAAUUAAACUUCACAACCUUCUGUAACAAAAUUAUUUUGUAAACCAUUGUUUAGAUUUUCAGUUAACUUAUAAAAGACAGUUCAGGUUUUAGCACUUUUGUUCUGAGCCUUGAAAAGGGAUGCAUUUUUACAUGUAGUUGUGCUGGGUGCUUCAUGAAGUGAUGGAUGUUAUAAGAAUAUCCACUGUCCAAAUCUAGUCACAGUGUGAGUCGGAGGUGGAUUUAUUUGUCAAAAACUUAAAAUUUCACUAAAAGCCUGUCGAUUUUGCCAAAUGURCUUCUGUUUUUAUGGGGAUUAAACCAGAUGAUUAUGCAAGAUUUGAACAGUUUGUUUAGUAAGAAAAGUUGUGUGAAGGGUUCUUGCAGCAAAUGGCAAAGAUGAUGCUGAUUUCUAGGGAUGUCAGAGCUCUCAGGGACAAAUAAAGGUGCUAUAUACUGUCAGGAGACAGAUUUGGUGGUCUUUUGUUGAAUAGGUAGGAGAUGCUUUCUAGGAUCACAUUAUAUGAAGMGUCAGGGAAAGAACCUGCAGACUGUAGUAAGGACUUCUGCAUUUUUUAUUUCUUUCUUGGUUGCCCUGAUGAGAGAUAUUUUUGGCCAGUGAAUCUUUGUAGUCUUGGGCUAAAACCUCUUCUCCAAGAAGCUGAGUCUGAGCCUGUCCAUUACAAAGAUGCCCCUGCCUUAGCUGGGUUAGCUUUAGGCUGCAGAUCCCUCCUGGCCCUGUGGGGUGAGGGAGAAGCUCUGCAGCCUGCCCAACAGUGCUUUCCUUUUCUGCUGUCCCCCAGGAAGAGCAGGAAAAGUUCUAUGCCUUAUUAUUUCUCUCAUUGCAAUACCUUUCACACAAGUGAACAAUAAACACUACAGGUGCAGGGUGCUAUGGUUUAUAUGUAGAAAUACAUUCAAUUCAAAGCAUGUGACCAAGGCAGUGUUCCUGUAUUUCUGUGGAUGAAAAGCGGCUCUAAAUUAUCAACAUUAGAAAAAAAAAUAAAAUACAGUAAUAACAAAUAAAAGUAAAAUAAAUUUUUACUAAAAUGGAAAAGAUUAUUGACAUUUUGAGAAAUUUACUUUUGGCUCCUCUUGUAGUCUUGUGUAUCUCUGUUUGAAGUGAGCAAUACUUGGAGCCAUUUUCUCCAAAAUGGCUUCUUUAAAUUUAGGAAGUAAGGCUACCUGAGSGUGCUGCUGCGUAUUUUGUGUUGGAGCAGCUGUUGAAGUUGAGUGGCUCAUAGAUUUCAAUGGCUUCUGGACCAAACUUGGGAACUGCAGGGUUGUUUAUCAUGGCUGUGUAAUGAGACCUCAGUUUUAACAUCAAUAGCAUUACUAAAUGCCUGGACUUAAAAAUAAUGAACCCAUUACUGUGUUUCAAUAGUUCAAAUUACCAAUUUUAAAGAAUCAAUGCUUCAGUUGCUGGAAACUCAGUGCUUUAGAGUUUAGGGUUGGGKUUUUUUCCAAUACUGAUAAGCUGUGCAAAGCCAGAGUCCAGUCCUGCAAGUUGCAAAAUUCCUGCAGUUCUUCAUGAUCCUGUAGGAAUUAAAAUGGGCUUAAUGCCGAUGAAAGCUUGAGCCCUUGAAGCACAAAUACUCAUGUCUGCUUUAAAUUUAAACACAGAUUACAAGAAUUAGCUGAAAGAAUGCAGCAGGAAUGUGCAUACAGGAAGGUACAGCAUUCAAAGAAGUAGCUGAGAUUUCACAGGAAAUUUGCUUGCGCAAGUACAAAAUUUUGGACAUAGAGAGUGAGGAUUUGAGGAGUGGCAGAAGGCAUUUGGAGGAGAAUUUKGAAUGAUUUGUAUCCACAGUAGAGCUGCUAGAAGGGUUUGAGUCAUAUGGUAUGUUUUUCAUGGCRUGGUAGGGUAAGUGAAUAUAUAGUCAUAGGUGUUAUUUUUACUGGCUUUUUAAAAUGUGAUUUUUUUAAACUCCAAAUAUUUUUUUUCAGAGGCUCUGUUAUUUUUACAUAUCUUGCUUUCCMAAUGUAUGGAAUGCAAUCUGUCAGCUCAAUUUCUGUUUACUUAUUAAAGGUCAGAUUUUUCAAACYGCAAUCUCUGGUUUUACAAAUAAAAAAUGCAGGAGGAAUAGGCAUACUUGCAAUUUUGUGGUGAUAAUUUCUAAUGGAUACAGGUGAGAYGAUUCAAAAGUCUAACCAUGUUUUAAAUGAAGCCAGGUGUUUACAGUUGGUAUGAGUUGCACCAAAUUAAGGCUGGGAUAACAAUGAGACUCUUGGAAUGUGGAAUUUACCAUGUACUUAAAAAUUCUGUUGCAGUGUGGCAUUUGCAAUACACUGACAUUAAAGCAGUGUAAUACUGUACUAAGGUAAGGGAAAAGAAAUCUGAAACUCUUAACUGCUGUUGCAAACAUAUCUGUAAAAAGAAAAGUUAAAUUCUUAAUAAGAUCUUGCUGGGGACCAGCUAACUUGGUGCACUCUGUUGGUAUCACAUGCUAUUUUAAGGUCUGACUGGGCUGAGAAAAAAAGGAUUUGCUAACUUCAAGGAGCAUUUCAAAAAACUGUUGCUAAAUAGCCUUUGGUUCUAUUCUUUGCURUUUCCCACAUGAUGCUGUGUUCAGUGGGAAAGAAGAACCUCCAAUGUUCUUGUUUUGUAAAAGUCUGUUCUUCAGCUCUACUUAGGGAAUGAAGAUAGAAAUCAAAUGUAAAGAAUCUAAUGAACAGAGUUUACAGCAGAUCCAGCCUGUGGCAAGUCAAAGAGCAAACCUGUAGAUGCUCUAAUGUUUCUUCAGAUAUGCAGCAAUCCAACUACCAAAUUAUUGAUUUCAUUAGCACAGUUUCAGAAGGUGCCUAACUUUUAUAAAGGGAAUUUAAAUGCUGUUUUUCCAUUUGGAAAUAUUUAGGUAAAAUUAGGAGACUUUUAAUAUACUUUAAAGAAGUCGCAAAUGCCAUUAAUUUUUAGAAUGAGAGGAAAUUUGAUGAGGAAARCUCCUGUAAAAUCCUCCAGUAUGUCACCUUGCUAAUCCUGAAUAAUUCUGACAAAGUGCGUACACUCUUUACAAAGAUACUUGCUUAAAUUACUUUUAAAUACCCAACUUAUUUGUCCUCUUUGUGGCUUUUCUGGGGGYGGUGGGAUUUGGAUGGAAAUUUAAGAGGCUUUACCUGGCAAAUCAGUAUGUACACUCCUGCACACUGCUGAAAUUUCUUCAUUCACCCAAAGCAAAUGGGCAUUUGAAAUCCUAUCAGCAGUUUUGUAGGAUUGAGUUUUUAGUGUCAGAGGAACACAGGAUCUGGCUCCAUUUUCUUCAAUUUUCACCUGAGCCAGUACACAAGGAUUUAAAUGGGACUUUGUUUAAACAGUAGCAAACAUGAAGUAUUAUUUUCUAGUACUAAGCUAGUGGUUAUCAUGUCUGUUUUUGCUGUCUUGCCACCAAUACUGUAAAAAUGUAUAAUCAAACCAGCUUUAAUUCUUGUAAAACUGAAAUUGGUUUGUAAAACAGUGUAUAAAUUGUGUUUCAUAGACAGAAAAGCUUGUAUUACUGAAUGUAAUAUAUGUGAAAUGAAUAUAUUAUAGUCUAUUUUUGCCAUGGAAAUAAAUAUUU
Molecule: messenger RNA, 10653 nt
Organism: Malurus melanocephalus (red-backed fairy wren)
Lineage: Eukaryota; Metazoa; Chordata; Aves; Passeriformes; Maluridae
Gene: PTPN21
Product: protein tyrosine phosphatase non-receptor type 21
Exons: 20
Coding region: 647-4306 (1219 amino acids)
Biological process (GO): protein dephosphorylation
Cellular component (GO): cytoskeleton
Molecular function (GO): protein tyrosine phosphatase activity
Source: RefSeq, a predicted model, not a curated record